AUGACUCCACCACGUACAGCGACAGCACCACAUAUCGAAACCGGUACCAAACCGGCCCCGGCAAAGAACCCACGUGGUCGACCACGCAAAGAUGGGCUCCCGGCAGGAUCAGUACCCAAAAAGCCCAAGACGCCAAAGCGAGCGCGUGCAGAUACUCCGACGGAAACCCAAGGACAGCCUGAGAAACGAGGCCCCGGUCGUCCACCCAAGAACAACAAAUCGCAGGGCGCCAAAAUUCCAUCAGCACCGCCAUCAUCGCCUAAUCCCUCUGCACCAAUGAACCCCAUUCCAAGCCGUGGCCCACAGGAGGGAAGCAUCAUCGUCUCUGCGACUGAAGAGACUUCCAAUGUACAGAUCACGGUUGCAACCCCGAGUGACGUGACUGUGCGCUGCAGUGAGGAAACGGACAUAAGUGAACAAAGGUUUCAAGAUACUCUGAGGUUCUGGGAGGAGGCCGAAAGAAACGAGGAGCUUGGUUUGGAGGUCAGUGAAUGGAAAAGGCAGAGGGAAGAUGACGCAUUAGACUUUGAACUGUUCAAAUAUAAUCAUGAGCAUGAUGUGGAGCCAAGUCGCAAGCGCGUGGCAUUCGCGGACGAAGAGGACGAAGAAGAAAUCGGAACAGAAGGGUCGAAAAGAAAAGCGGAACGUCGACGUCAGAAGAGAGAAUGUCGAGAUUACGGCUGCUAUGAAGAGGACUGCAGAAUCGGCCAUGCAGUCAGAGCGAAUGUCGCGCGUUACAUGGUGGGUCUUGACGAGCGCACGGAGGCGUUGCGGUCUCUGGUGGUGAAGACGGAUGAUGAGGUGAUAGAAGAAGGGACACGGCCCAUGACCUUCGACUACCCCUGGUUGAUUGCACGGUGA
This is a messenger RNA of Alternaria viburni, 861 nucleotides long. RefSeq lists its product as uncharacterized. Lineage: Eukaryota; Fungi; Ascomycota; Dothideomycetes; Pleosporales; Pleosporaceae. The record is from RefSeq and is a predicted model, not a curated record. The transcript has a single exon. Bases 1 to 861 code for a protein of 286 amino acids.